Trichoplax adhaerens is the source of this 252-nucleotide messenger RNA. RefSeq lists its product as uncharacterized. Lineage: Eukaryota; Metazoa; Placozoa; Uniplacotomia; Trichoplacea; Trichoplacidae. Gene Ontology annotation, molecular function: ATP binding; transmembrane receptor protein tyrosine kinase activity. Gene Ontology annotation, cellular component: signaling receptor complex. The transcript has 2 exons. The annotation marks the transcript as partial. The record is from RefSeq and is a predicted model, not a curated record. Gene Ontology annotation, biological process: positive regulation of kinase activity; cell surface receptor protein tyrosine kinase signaling pathway; protein phosphorylation.
UUCACUAGUCAAUCUGAUAUCUGGAGUUAUGGUAUUUUGCUAUGGGAAUUAUUUUCCUAUGGAUGUCAGCCUUAUCCUCAGCGCUCAGAAGAUGAAAUAUUAGGCCUCGUUGAAGGCGGUUUCCGCUUAGAUUGUCCGAAGGGUUGCCCUACGAGUAUGUAUGAUAUUAUCACGAGUUGCUGGGAUAUUUUACCACAGAAUAGGACGACAUUUGAAAAGAUUAAGCAGUUAUUGUCGAAUGCAACUAUCGAC